GUGGCUCCUCCACCUUGGAUUCGAUCUGGAGGGCAUGGGGACGAGUGAGCCGAUGAGGUGGUGAUGUGAUGGACGAGACUUCCACCUUUGUCCUCCAUGGCAGCGCGGCACGGAAGUGGGUGGUUCGGCGACCGGCGGGCCAUCUUCCUCGUCGUUCCCCAUCUCCUGCAAGCUUCGUUUUGGACAGGAAAUCUGAGUGCUUUGAUCUGUAUAUUUGUAUCACAAAAGAAGGCCUUUUAUCUGACCAACUUCGAUAUACGAUAUCAGGAAGUUGUUGAAGGGGAUGAUGGCGAGUUGGAAGGGGAGAUGGGGUGUCAACUGCCUAGAGCCAUUGGCUUCUUGGAGGCAUGGAGAUUGCCUGGUGUUGCGCCAUAUGUAUUCUGCCUAUUCUUCUCCAAGCUUGUUGCUUAUACCUUCCUCUACUGGCUGCCAUUCUAUAUUCGGAACAACGGGGAGCCGGCUGCUAUGGACAAUGGUGGACCAUCAAAGUUCCCCACUCCCUUGUGUCGUUCCCUUUCUCCAACCAGGUCACUUGUUCUUCAGCAGGUUGGUACAGUUAUUCUUUGCACUGGUAGUACUCAGCGGGUUGUUCUUCAGCAGAUUGUUCAGCAAAUCGAGGAAGAGCAGCGGCGCAACAGGUCGAGGAGGAGCAAACAGAGUAACAGGGCGAGCAGCAGCGCAGAGGAGCUAUUAUCCAUAAAAUCUGUGAGAAACAGCAAGCAGCAGCUACAAAUUCACUUUCAGCAGUAG
Messenger RNA from Brachypodium distachyon (stiff brome), 750 nucleotides. RefSeq lists its product as uncharacterized. Lineage: Eukaryota; Viridiplantae; Streptophyta; Magnoliopsida; Poales; Poaceae. The transcript has 6 exons. The record is from RefSeq and is a predicted model, not a curated record. Bases 97 to 750 code for a protein of 217 amino acids. Gene Ontology annotation, biological process: phosphate ion homeostasis.